Rosa chinensis is the source of this 2893-nucleotide messenger RNA. RefSeq names its product zinc-finger homeodomain protein 2. Gene Ontology annotation, cellular component: nucleus. The transcript has a single exon. Bases 152 to 970 code for a protein of 272 amino acids. Gene Ontology annotation, molecular function: DNA-binding transcription factor activity; transcription cis-regulatory region binding. The record is from RefSeq and is a predicted model, not a curated record. Gene Ontology annotation, biological process: regulation of developmental process; regulation of DNA-templated transcription. Lineage: Eukaryota; Viridiplantae; Streptophyta; Magnoliopsida; Rosales; Rosaceae.
GAGAGAGAUGACACAAAUUUAUACCUGACACACUCUCUCUCACUCACUCACUCACUCACUCUUACUCACUCAAUCACUUCUCUUUAUCUUCAAUUUUGAACCUUUCUUGGUUAAUUAGUGAGGAAAGUGAGGUUGAUUAGCUUUUUGAUUCAUGGAGUUUGAGGAUCAGGAGGAGCACGAUGAGGAGAUGGAGAUGGAGCCGAGUUACGACUCGCUUGUGAACAACAACGGAGGAGGAGGAGGGGGUGGCAGAGUCAGAAUGGCGAGUUCCGCAGCCGAAGCGGCUGCUUCGGCUGCGGCUCAGCUACAACAACAACAACAGCAGACAAGGAGGGCGUGCAGGUAUAGGGAGUGCUUGAAGAACCACGCCGUGGGGAUUGGAGGGCACGCGCUGGACGGGUGCGGCGAGUUCCUGGCCGCGGGAGCCGAGGGGACGCUGGACGCGCUGAAAUGCGCCGCGUGUAACUGCCACCGCAACUUCCACCGCAAGGAGACCGACGAGCCUUACGGUCAGCUGGUGCCGCACCAGGGCCACGUCAGCGGACAUCACAGCCACCACCACGGGGGGUUCGGGCACCCGCAAUUCUCGGCGAGUGGCGGGUACUACCGCACUCCCGGCGGGUACCUGCACGUGACGACGCAGCACAGGCCGCUGGCGCUGCCGUCGACAUCGGGCGGGGGAGGCACGGAUCAGGACGACGACAUGUCGAAUCCCAGCGGAGGCGGCGGCGGAGGAGGGAGUGGGUUUGGAAUGGGAAUGGGAACGACGUCGUCCAAGAAGAGGUUCAGGACCAAGUUUAGUCAGGAGCAGAAGGAGAGGAUGCUGGAGCUGGCGGAUCGGCUGGGGUGGAGGAUUCAGAAGCAGGACGAGGCGGCGGUGCAGAGCUUCUGCGACGAGACCGGAGUGAAGCGUCAUGUCCUCAAGGUUUGGAUGCAUAACAACAAACACACCCUCGGCAAGAAACCCUAAACCCAUUUACAAAACAAUUCUUGGUUUAUCGACUUCAUCUUCCUCAGACUAGACACUACUACUGAUCAUCUCCGUCAUCUUUCCUAGCUACUACUUGUGUUGUACGUACUUGAUUAAUUAGGAGAACAACACUAGCUAGCUAGCACCAGAAACAAGUACUAGUAGCAAGCAGUAAAGUUAAAUUAAUUUUAAGUAGUAGGACGCUUAUCAUUUAAUGGGUCUUCUUCUAAUUUUCUUGGUUGCUUUUAGCACCUCAAGGAAAACUGAGAAAAUUCUUCUCCGGGAUUUUAGUGAUUUAGGGUUUCUUCUUCUACUUCGUAAUUUCUACUACCCACCAUAUGUUAUCUAGAUCCAUGAAUAUUGAUCACUCCUUCUAGCUAGUAGUGCUUCUGGUUAAUAUGCUAGCUAGCCCUUUAAUUUGAGCAUCAUUUCCUAUCAAUGCAUGUUAGAUAUAUAUCAUCUUAAUUUGCUUAGUUAAUCGUCUACUAAAUGGGUUCGCUAAUGUUGGGUGUUUUGCUUAGUUUCGGAAAUUAAUUGAUCUAGUUUGUGUGGUCUAAAACAAUGUUGGCAGAUCAAACCUGUGAGGAGGAGCUGCAUUUUCCUUUAAAUCACAGCAUGUGUUUGUUUGUACGAAUAUGAUCGAUCUGAGCAUUCUGUGUCAUUCAUUUACUUCUUUUCUUCAAAACCCAGCUUUUUUCGUUUUGGUCCACGAUUCAGACUCUGCUGGUUCUAUGUUUACCAAAGCAUUUAUUAUAUCAUGGAUUCAUAUGACUGUACUAGUGCACCCAUUUUUUUUACUCUACCAUUCAUUGCCAUCGUCGGUUGUCACUUUGUUUUGAUUCGGUUCAAUGCUAGCUAGCCUUCAUUUCCUCUUCUUGCUCUCUUUAAUUCUCAGAAUGAGAAUCUCUACUCAUAGGUCUUUUCCUCUUUCUUCAUACAUAUGAACACUUUACUUUUGCAGUGUGAUCAUAAUGAGUUCAGAAUAAAAGUAUUCAUAGUUCAGUUUCUUUUUUCCUUUCAGAAAAAUUAUAUAAAAUAUAGCGACAUAUAUAUAUAUAUAUCUAUGCAAUCAUAUGAUGGAACUUCUACUGUUGAAACCAGAACCCAGAUAGAUAUUUGAAGCUCUGAGAUUCAUGGGCUCUCCUUGGGAAGGAAAGAGCUCGAGUCCUUUGCCAAACUGGCAAUUUAUAUUAUUUAUUUUACUGUUGUGUUUUCUUCUUGGGAAAGAGGAUGUGAUAUCAGCUUCCAACAGUAGCUGUGCUUUGAAUAUGGAAAAAAAAUACUCCCUCAAAGUCCAGAAUAUGGGUUCCGUUCAGUCCAUGUUGGAGAAAGUCUGAUAGAUCCAAAACUAUAGAGCUUUGGUCUCACUCUCUCAGACAUUCAUUUCCAUUAUUAAUUUCUUUUUUCUGUUUCCUUUCUUCAAAGUUACAAUGAUCUGCUUCAAAGGGAACAUGUGGGCACUCCAGGCAGCAAAACACAAUCUCCCUCAUAAAUAUACAAAGAGAGGGACACCCAUAUUUUGUCUUGCAGCAAAACACAAUCCUCAAAAUACUAUUCAAAACACUGGAAGAUUCAUGCCGAUUAGGGAUAUUCCAGGAGCCUCUAAUUAACUGUGGUAAUUAGUAAAGUGGGUGUGUACCUGAGGCCAUGAUCAGUCAUUAUUGAGGUUAAUUUUUCAGGUGCAGGGACCCUGAAAAUGGAGAGGCAUGCUGGUCGUGGGUCAUUUUACUAGUUCUAUAACUGGUAUUUGAAUUUGAUGAUUGAUUUACCAGGAAAGAUGAUAUGAUAUAUUAUAUGAUAUUAUACUUGCUUGUAUUGGCAUGGGAGGUUGCUUCAUGUGAGAGUCUAAGCUAAGCUUAGAUAUCUAUCAUCUCUUUGAAGAUGCUUUGCUUGUUAUGGUGGAACCCCAACAUCAGUUAAAGC